Messenger RNA from Dalotia coriaria, 6212 nucleotides. It is a transcript of the gene chico, whose product is annotated as insulin receptor substrate 1 chico. Gene Ontology annotation, cellular component: cytosol; plasma membrane. Lineage: Eukaryota; Metazoa; Arthropoda; Insecta; Coleoptera; Staphylinidae. The record is from RefSeq and is a predicted model, not a curated record. Gene Ontology annotation, biological process: insulin receptor signaling pathway. Gene Ontology annotation, molecular function: insulin receptor binding; phosphatidylinositol 3-kinase binding.
AUGGAGAGUUCUCAAAAGCAGCGACGUCGUCGAGAGGCUGACGCGGAUCAUGUCAGUGAAGAGCGCCCAGUCGCACAUCCCUCGGGGUGCGGCGCGGUGGUCAAGUCCGGCUACCUCAAGAAGCUGAAGACCUCCAAGCGGAAGUAUUUUGUGCUGCGCGCGGCCGAGACCUGCGAGUCGUCGGCGCGCCUCGAGUACUACGACUCGGAGAAGAAGUUCCACAACGGGCAGCUGCCCAAGCGCAGCAUUCCCAUCAAGACCUGCUUCAACAUCAACAAGCGGCAUGACAUCAAGCAUAACAAGCACGUCAUUGCGCUCUACACCAAAGACGACUGCUUCUGCGUCAUCCUCGAGAGCGAGGACGAGUCAGACGCCUGGCUGAAGGCGCUGCUCGCCCAGCAGCAGGGUGAAGAGGUGCCCGACGGCGUCAUGCCUCGCCCCACAUACGAGCACACAUGGCAAGUACAAUUGCUGAAUCGUGGUAUUUCGACGAUGGUGCCCGGAUACAAGACUACCUCUGAGCUGAUGCUCACCCAUCGUCUCUGCCUUACCGACAAGACUCUCAGCCUCAUCAAACAAGAGGAAAACAAUGUCAUCCAGACUGACUUCCCGCUCUCCCUCAUCCGUAGCUGCGGAUGCCUGAAGAAUUACUUCUACCUCGAGGCGGGACGAUCGAGCGUCAUCGGCGCCGGUGAGAUCUGGAUGGAAGCCGAGGAUUCCCACAUUGCGUCCAACAUUCAUCAGACUGUCUACAACGCGAUGAAUUCAAGCGGCAGUCGCGAGGAAUUCCGCAACCGCUCCAGCUCGGCGGACGAAGCCUCCAAGCCUAAGAACAUGCCGCGUCGGCAGCCGAUUAACAUCGGCGGACCCUCCAAGCCUAUGCCAUCCUACCAGCAAGAUCAAGCGGUUGUUAAUAUAAUCGUCGACACAGUUCCUUCGCCUUGCACGUCAGCAAAUAAUAACAAUAACGCAACUGGAGGGAAUGUAGCUUGGCCUGGAAUAGUGAACCACCAACGUACACGUUCACUGCCUCUAGCUCAUCCUGCACCUAUCACUACUGACAACCCUAUUCAUCCCCGAAAACGGCCAAACGCCCGACUCCAUCCUUUAAAUGCUUUCGACCUGCGAAUACGUAGCGACAGCAUGCCUUCGCGGCCACGAACCAGUAGCGAAGGAAACCACCCUUUGAUGUUGAUCGACCGGCACUGGCCCUCAACUGGACAUCCACCACUGUCGCGUGACAUCUCGCACAGCCCGCCGUCCGAUAGCCCCGUUAGCCCGCCUUCGGUUGGUUGUUCUACUGAUUCCACCGGUUCCUCGCUAAGCAUUGAUGACAGCGAGGGCUGGCAUGACGGCGACGUGCAUCGCCGCUUCCCCAUCUCCCUCACUCCAGACGAGGCCAUCGCCGAGGAAAACUGCGACGAUUGCAGCGAAAGCCCAUGCAUGCUGCAUUCGAGCCCCACACCCGGCUCCUAUAUACCUAUGAGCCAUGCGCCUAUUAGCAGCGACGAUGGCUACGUAGAUAUGAGCCCGCGCGCACGCCUUAGUGCUAUGUCACCGGCGCCGAGCAUGAGCAGCGUCACUUCGGGCACUCCUUCCCAUACAGAUAUACGGAACGAUUAUCCAUUGGAAAAAGUGCUAUCAUACAUUCCAAGCGAAGAGGACGAGUCCAGCUCUAACGAGCGACAGCGAACGUACUCGAUGGGCUCAAAACCGUUCAGGAACCGCAUUGAGCAGCCGCGUAAUCGGGCCUGCAGUGUGGGUUCAAAGAAAAAGGGAUAUAAUAGAGUCCUGCCUCCUCAUGGUUACAACCAUAAUGGCGCUAAGUCGAAUAGUGCUCCAUUGUUAAUCAACACCCGUCUCUACAGUUCACACAGUUCCAUUGACCCCAUGGAGGAUCUGAUGGAGAUGGACUUUACCCGGAAGACGACUAACGACUAUGUCGAAAUGACACCCUCUAAUGCCCCGUCUGCUGGUGCUGGCCACAACCAAUCGGCACAAAGCAACAAAUAUAAGGCACCUCCUGGAUAUGUGGAUAUGCGACCUGGCGCACCAAUGUCCAUCGAAAAGCCGGAACCAUCCUCCUAUGUUGUAAUGAAACCUGGCACAUCCCCGAGUAGGCCCAUUCAGUUCGAAUCACGGUCUGAUUAUUUGGAGAUGGAUGGACGGAAUAAAAUGAAACCAUCCACAUCUCCACAGAAUCCAUCUCUUUCGCCAUUGUCAUCGAUUGCCUCUACGUCGCCAAUGUCACAAUAUACACCAACUACUGACUACAUGGAUAUGAAUUUCCACCAGAAAAAUCUGGACAUGUACGUAGCAUCUCCGGUGCAAUCGACUUUAGGCUACAUGAGCAAAGGGUCACCAUCCUCAAUCGAUUACAUAGAUAUGGAUUAUCAUCCUAGUAGCAAGAAAGAAAACGAAGGCUACGUAGAGAUGUCUCUUGGCGGUGGAGGCAAUACGCCUACCACCGUCGGCGAUUAUACUAACAUGUCGUUCGGUUCCUCAGCGCGAAAAAUCAGCAGAAUCAGGAGAAAUCGAAGAACGACAGUAACACCCGAUCGAAGCCGAUACAUUCAGCAGAAUUCAUACGGUAUGAUACUGCCAAUUCAACCCCUUCUUAUAAAGACCCGUUCGUGGAAGGUCAGCAGGCGAGACUCGAAGGACAGCUCAAGUUCAAGCGUGACAACACCGUCGAGCUCAUCCACGAUCUUUCCGCUGAGUCUAAACAGUCCCAGUUCUCCGGUGUCUUCGAAGAGUCCCGACGCCAAAUCACCCACGAUCACACCGACCAUUCUCAAGCCCCUACUACUAGUACACGUAUCAAAGUUCCUUCAACGGUCGAACACAAAGUAUCAGGCGUCGGGUAUUCGCCGCGACGUCAGUGACUACGCGCCCAUGAAUUUUAGUGCUCCCGAGAAGCCCAGCUACGUGAAUUUCCGACCACAAGCUCACCCACCUAGUUCGAAAUAUCCCGCAACGAGUGCGAGCAGCAAGGCGCAAGACGACUAUGCGCCUAUGGAUUUGGGCGGUCGCGGAUCUGCAUGGUGCGAGUCUUAUCUCACGCAGGUUAAUAACUCGCUUUGCUUCAAGCCCAUAGACGAAGAGUCCAACAAGCAGUCGCGCCCGAGUUCGGAAAGCAGCGAGGUAAGCACGUUGGUCGGCUCCCGACCAAACUCUGUGAACAGCGCCGGCGGCCAGGACCCUUCCUCACCCGCCCCUGCACCACAAGCGCAGCUACACUACGCUAGCCUUGACCUAGCGUCCAGUGAUAAUGCCGAGGACGCCGCCCUCAAGCGCUUACCAAAGAUAAGCAUGAAGGAUGGCAACGGCUCAAACACGCAAGACGCAGGCUUUUGCUUACGCGGAGAUCGACUUCGCGCGAAGCGAAGGUUUUAAGGCAAACUCGUUGAUGAGUCCCAAGGUGAAGCAUUAGACAAUUAUACAACCCGUACCCGCAGGUAUGAUGUACACUAUUAUUUAGUCGAAAUUUACACUAUUAUCGCAUCUAUUUAUUAUAAACUGAUAUGGUAACCAAGAUAGACUGACUCCUUUAUAUUUGAACGAUCUUUAUUAAUUAAUUCUAGGAUCAUUAUGCGCGAAUGACCAUUGGCAUUAAGAAGCGUACUAUGAAUGAAUUACGAGCGAUGCAUAUUAUGACAAAACACGCUUUGACUGACUUGUUGCUGAGUGAGUCGGAGCCAAACUGUAUACCUGAGUCGUUUUUGUUACUCUCAGUUAUUAUUUUCUUUUGAUAGGAUACGUUUUAACUACAGUAGCGGAAGAGCUAUAUUAGCACAUAAAUAUGUAUCAAAUUAUCGCGAAUAGCCAAAUAUAUAAAAUAUUUAACCAAAUUAUAUUAUAUAUGAUAUACAAUAAUUCAGAUGGAUGAUACGGCAACAGUAAUUUAAACGUGUAUAUACAUUGCGGAUUAUUUAUUGAAAAUAUUCAUACAUAUCAUGGAAUCAUGCAAAACCGACAAGUUACGAUGAAAGAAAAUCAAAAGAAAACAAGUUAAUAAGCCGAUAAAAAGGAAUAGACAAUAUGUUUGUAAAUGGAGGGAAUAAGUAUUAUGGAUCAUACAGUGGCAUUUAAUUAAUUAAGAACUAUACAAUUGAUGAUGAUGAAAACCCCAGAAAAAGAGUAAUGAAAGUUGUAAAUAUUCACAAAUCUAUUAAACUGUAAAUGUAAACGAGCUUUAAACAUUAUGAAUGAAUAAUAUCCCCUAAUACGUUUCUUUUAGUAUACGAAUCGAAAUUACUUGUUACAACUAAAUUAGUGUACAAAAAUCGCAAAUAUAAUCUGUAUCUACAUAUUAUACACCUAUUUAGACCUAAUAACAUAAAAUGCGUAUCAAAAUUUAUAAUGAUUGUGGAUGUUUGAGGAUUUUCGUUUACGUUUUGUCACCGUAGAAUGAGAAAAUGGAUGCUGGAAAUGAAUAGUGAAUGACGUGUUAUAGGAAAUUGUUCUGUUCAUAUCUGCGCGUAGUGAUAGACCAAAUUGAUGAUGAUCUUACUGAUUUUGUUCUCUGCGACACUUUGUUUUUCCGGAUGCGGGUGUACGCACGAAUGCAGUUUGCGAACGAUAAUAGAUUACUUACAAGUAUUGAUUGCCUCUCUACUAGAUUAUUAUGGAAUGUGUAUCUAUAGAGAACGAUGUUGAAAGAACGGGCUGUUUGCACCACUCUUCAAAUGAAUGAAAAAUUCAAUAUUUUAUUGGUUUCGGUUUGGAAGUUGUGCGGUUCUGAAUUUAGCCACACUUACAUUAUCUACACUUAUACUUAUAUCACUCGUUCUAUUUCUACGUUAAGCUUGCGAAAUAUAUGAUUGCAAACGUGUAACCGAUGCAACCGAUUAUCCGUAGAAACUAAUGAAUGUGAAAAUGAACUUACUGAGUGUCUAAAACACGUACGAUAUAAAUUUUAUUUUUAUAAUAGGAAAGCGAUAAAUGCAAUAAUGAAAUAGCACAAACGAUAGACGGAAGGCAUUGAAGAGUUUACCAAUAACAACCUAAUUAGAGGAUAGGAUAAAUGUUUCUAUUUUUAUUGUGUAUAGUAAUAAAAUUUAUUUUGCAACAAAAACUGAGAUUGCAAGAUGGCAGAUUUGCUGAUGCGAAAAUGUGAGUCGAGUGCGUAGAACUCGAUACUAUUAACACUAAACAUUUAGAAGAAACAAAAAGACGGAAACACAAACUGCCGUUAAUUAUAUGUGUAUAUUGUUACAAUUCUUACUUAUCUAUCAAUGACGGAUUUUUGUUUUAACGCACGAAAUGCCAUAUUGUAAGUGUUUCAUUUCUUGAUGUGGAAAGGAGGCGAUUAGGAGAGAGGAUUUGAAAAUGUAAAGAAAAUUUGAAGAAGGAAAAGGAGUCUUAGAGCAAUUAAGGAACAAGAAAGCAAGAACUUAAUGUGCCUGCUUAGGUAAACAUUUUCAUUUUGAGUCGUACGGUUAGCUGACUUCAUUUUGGCUUCACGAAUGAAAUAUACUAUACAGUUUAUAUCGAAAUCACAACAAUGACGAAAACUAAGCUUGCAAGUAUUAAGUACUAAAUGUAACUAGAAGAAUUUAUUGUUAUUGUUUUUUCGUUGUUUAUUUUCUAUUAUUAUAGCGAUCUUGCUUUUUAUUUUGUUUUUAAGUUUAAAACAUUGUUUUACUGGUGUUACUUUUCUUUAAACGAGAAGGGAAACAAGCAAACCGAAAGCCGGGGAUUACCGAAAAUUCAACAAUUUUUCACGAUUUUGUUUGUACAUAUUACCAUACGUUAUUUGCUUUGUAAUUUUAUAAAUAUUUGUAUCUGCGACAAAAUAUGAAGUUUACUAAGUAGUGAUGGAUGGAAUUCCAAAAUGAAUAUUGCGGACGUAGAACAUACGAAACAGAAAUUACGUGGUUAACACAGAUAUGAAUGCGACACGAUACGUACGUGCGACUUGUUGAAAAUUGAGAAAAAGGAAACAAUUAAUUUUAAGCUCAUAGUUCCUCAUGAUUGCUAUAUUUACUACUACUAUUUAAUAUCAUAUUACUUGUCAUUAAUAUUUUAUUAUUAUUAUAAUGGUUUAUUAUUAUCUAUUAAAGAAGUAAGCUUAAUUCUUAAUGUGCAUGCUAUUGCGUAAUUAUUUAUAUUUUGUAAUUAUUAAAUUUUUGAUUAGAACGAAUCGUAUUAAUGCAACUGGUUUUAGUUUCGUACGUAUGCGAUUGUUAAUAAACUCGACUUAUAACUGA